Molecule: messenger RNA, 2118 nt
Organism: Drosophila takahashii
Lineage: Eukaryota; Metazoa; Arthropoda; Insecta; Diptera; Drosophilidae
Gene: gl
Product: glass
Biological process (GO): regulation of gene expression
Cellular component (GO): nucleus
Source: RefSeq, a predicted model, not a curated record
AACGCAUCAAGAUGAAGCGUAGAAAAAGCAGAAACAAAGCCACCAAAGCUGAGCCCAAACGUUCCAGAACUGGAGUCAUGUCAUGGGAUUGUUAUAUAAGGGUUCCAAACUCCUGAACAUAAUUCUGGAUUCCCUGGAAGAUCAAGAGGGUGGAGCUAUGUACAUAUCGUGCGAUGUCUCAAACGGCGGUCCUGUGGAACCAGAGACGGGCUAUGUGCCCAACAAUCCCCUGUUCGGCCUGGCGCUGGACAGCCCGCAGCAAGAGUGCGCCGCUUCCUGCGUCGGCUGUUUAUCCUGCCAGGGCAGCACCGCCCUGCCCAUCUCCUCGCUCACCAGCAGCGACUUUGACUGCGGCGGCUGCUUUGAUCCCACGAUUGGAGUGGGCGUGGGCGUGGGCAUCGGUGGCGGCCACAUCCAGAUCAGCACCACACCGCCGGCGAGCAGCGGCAACGGGAGCAGCAACAACGGUGCUGGAGGAGGCGGAGGUUCCUCCGGAAAUCACGGCUACUGGAGCACAGACGAGAUGGCCUCCACGUUUCCCGGCCUUCCGCCGCUGGACAUUGAUCCGCUGCCCAGCCUGUUCCCCUUCUCGCCCUGCGGCGCCUCCUACAACUUUGCCGCCGGCAAUCCGCACCAGGCCUCGCUCUCCUACACGGUGCAUCCCCACCAGAUGCUCAUCUCGCCGAAUUCCCACAGCCACAACCAUUCGCAUAACCAUGGCCAGAUGCACUCGCAGCAGCACCAGCAGCAAUCCCAAUCCCAGGCAUCGCACGUCGGCAACUCGCUGCUCCAAGGUAGUAAUGGUAAUGGUAACCAAAUUGGCAGUAAUGGUGGCUCCACCGGGAACUCCGCUGCCUGCUACUACGAGACCAGUGCCGGCACAGUUCCACCUCCUCCGCCGCCGGCGGCUGCCAUGUAUCCCAGCAUGAGUGUGAAUGUCAGCAUGAACAUGACCAUGCACCAUGGUUAUGGAGCAGGCGAUGCCAGUGGAGUGCCGAUGCAGUGUUCCCAGAUGAACUGGACGCCGCCGAGCAACUCCUCCUCGGCGGCGGCGGCAGCGGCGGCGGUCAAUGUGCUCUAUCCACCGCUCCUGAGUCCCGGUCACUAUCCCGCCUCGGCCACGUACUCCUUCACGGCGGAUUUCCGGGCACCGGCUCCCACUGGCUUGGGUUCCCUGCCCCCGCUGACGGUGGGCGGGGAGAAGGAGUCCCCUUCGCCGCCGGCCAACUCCGCCUUGGGUGGUGGCUACUAUCCCACGGGGGUGAGCACCCAGGGAUAUACGCCGCCACACAAGAGUCCCAGCAGCUACCAGGCGGCAGCCCUCGGCUUGAGUCUCUCGGGGUUCGAGGAUGAGGAGGACAGCAACGAGGAUCUGGACGGAGAUGAGGGCAGCAGUGGCGGCGAGAUGAAGCCCAAUCUGUGCCGGCUGUGCGGCAAGACAUACGCCAGGCCCAGCACGCUGAAGACCCAUCUGAGGACCCACUCAGGGGAACGACCCUACCGAUGCCCCGACUGCAACAAGAGCUUCUCGCAGGCCGCCAACCUGACGGCCCACGUACGCACACACACCGGCCAGAAGCCGUUCCGCUGCCCCAUCUGCGACCGGCGGUUCUCGCAGAGCUCCAGCGUCACCACGCACAUGCGCACCCACUCCGGCGAGCGGCCGUACCGCUGCUCCUCCUGCAAGAAGUCCUUCUCGGACAGCAGCACCCUCACCAAGCACCUGCGAAUCCACAGCGGCGAGAAGCCCUACCAGUGCAAGCUGUGCCUGCUCAGGUUCUCGCAGUCGGGAAAUCUGAAUCGGCACAUGCGCGUCCACGGCAACAACAACGGCAACAAUGGCAGCAAUGGUGGAACCGGAGUUGGGGGCGAGUCCUCCGGCGGAAGCGGCAGUGGGGGUGGCAACAGCCUCCUCACAUGACAAAAGCCACGCAGUGCAGGCGGUUUCCAGCACUACCACCCCCCGCACACGCACCACAUGCACCACCAUCACCACCACGCCCACAUGGGCAACUACGACUACGGGAACUACAGCAUCGGCGAUUACACUCCACCCGGAGCCACACAAAACUAUUCAGGGUAUUAUUUCUGCGCACUCAACAAGCCGCCCAAGUUCGA